Molecule: messenger RNA, 1515 nt
Organism: Symbiodinium sp. CCMP2592
Lineage: Eukaryota; Dinophyceae; Suessiales; Symbiodiniaceae
Source: the annotation of a GenBank genome assembly
AUGCAACAGCCCUUUGGGGCCGAGUUCGCUUAUGCCCUUGGGACGGUAAUCGCCCCAUACUGCGAGGCGAUGGUGCAGCAAAGGUCCACUGCUGCAAUGGCUUCGUUCGUGCAGAACCUGAGGCCGGAGGAGGUGACGCAGGGCACGGACGAUCGCCGCCAGCAGCAGCAAAUGCUGUACGAGCACGCAGAUCAGCUGAUGCAGCAACACAUGCAGGCUACAGGGGCGAUGCCGGUGCAGGCAAGCGAGAAGCAGAAGCAGGGCAUGGGCGAGGGAUCCAAGCCGCAGGAUGGGCCCAAGGCGACGAAUCCUACGCCUCCGGCCGAUGCGAGCCCAUCGCAGCAAGAGCAGCCGAAGAUCACGGUGGAUCCACCUCCUUCGAAGGGCCAUGCAAGAAAGGUGGCCAGGUACAGGACGGAGGGCGGCACCUUGGAGGUCUUCCUCCGCUUUGUGCCGAAAGGCUGUGAAGCAGUCGAGCCGGCCGUGAUUGAAGGGCAGGGCUCUGAUGCCCCAGUGCCGGGCAGUGCUCAGGCCUCAAGCUUUGUGCCACCGCCUGCGAGUACGACUACGAAUGCACCGCCCCCGCCACCUCCGCCGCCCGACAGCCCGCCGCACAUGGAGUCCAGACCGAAGGUUCCGUCGCCAGCAGCACCGCCCAAAGCUCGGCCGCAGCAGUCCACGCCGGGCGAGAUCGUCGUGCUGCCGAAGCUUGACGCCGAGGAGGAUAUGAAGAAGAUGGCAGCCAGGACCCCCGCCAAGGAAGGUGAGGGCAAGGAAGAGAAGCCGGAAACCCCGGCAUCGAAAAAACGCCGUGUUCGGAGACGCCUCUUCGAGACCCCCAAGAAGGAGUCUCCGGCCGCAAAGAGUGAAGUCUCGAACGGGGAUGACUCGGGCGAGGAUGGUGAUCUGUUUGCAGGCAGGUUUCGCCUCAAAGCCAGCAGCAGCUUGCCAGCGAAGCGAGAGGCCCUGAAUCGUGUGCCGUCCCGGUCCAAGAACAAGAGACGCCGGGCAGGGAGCAGUCCUGGACCCAACACCGGCUCCAAGGCCUCCGAAGCUACCAAGCAUGAGGAUUUUGAGCCUGAGGAUGGCCCUGCUUUGGAUGUCAAAGAGGAGGCUGAGCAGGCGAAGAAGCCUGCACCAGCCCCGCCGCCCCCCUUGCAGCCUGCCAGCGAGGUGGACUCCGAGGUCUUGCAGUUCCUUCCCAAAGGUCUUGCCGAGCCAGAUAUUGCCAUCAUCAUCGACAUCUUGAUUUCAGAGGACCUGCUGACGAUGCAAGAUUGCCAGGAGAACUUGGCGGAUCUGGAGACGAGCAGCUCGGCUCUCUUGGGCACGUCUGGAUUGCCUUCUUGCAGCAUUGACAGUGCCAUCUCAGGCGAUGUGCUUUCCAUGCUGGGGGCAAGUGGACAAGCUUUGUUCUCCAAGCUCACGAUCAAAGGGAAGCGAGGAUUUUUGGGGUGGCCAGCAAAGCUGAAGGCCAGGAGUUUCCUACAUCAGUUGUGCUUUCCUUGUCUCUGA